AACAUACUCGUUGUGGCAAACGCGAGAGCACUAGAAAUUGCAUUCUCUUAUUCAGAUGAUUCGGAUCUCUGACCAAAGAGCUUGCAAAAGAUACGCUUACAGUUCGAUGCAAAUGAAUGAUCGACCUUAUGACAGAUGUAUGAGCCAUUCUGACGCGCGGUGAAUUAAGCACUGUCCAGUGUGGGAGGCACAUUUCGCCGAAUGGAACUUGCCAUGCGUCCAUGCAUGGACACAUGGAAGAUGGGUGGAUCAGUUAUUGGACAGGCCGUGGGAGGCUGAGUGGACAGAUGCAAUGAAGUUUGCCUGAGGUCGAAUUUAUCGUGUCGUUUGAUCGAAAUUCGAUGAGUUGAUUGGCAACAGUCCGGCAAGCCAGGAGCAAUGGUAGAGACAUAUUCUCGUCCACGGAGUAGUGGUUCCUCAUAUGAAGAUUAUCCUCGAGGAUAUGAGCCAUCUGCCCCGCCUUACCACUCUGCUCCAGAUUAUCAUCCUUCAUCCCCACAUGCCUCUCCUGCUGACGAAUUUGAGCAGCGGCUGCAUCGCAGGCAGGAGGAUGAGUUUCCCAGGAACCCCAGGGAGCCUUUCUUUGGACCUGCGGAUGAGCAUGAGACUCUCGGAUCCUAUUUAGUGCACAGAUUGAUCCAGCCAGUUUGGCGAGGAUCGCGCACUGUGUUGAGGAUUGACUUAAGUCGGAGUUUGAAGUACAAUGGGCCGGUGGUUGGUCGUGGACGUGGCGGAGGAGUGGGAGGUCCUUCUGGAGCCUCUGCUUCUGUUGGAGGCCGUGAUUAUUACGAUGGCAAGGAUGAUACACACACAAGCAGAGGAUGGUUGAGUGGAAUCCAAGGAGGGGGUGCCCGUCUGAAGCUCAUGCAGGUUUGGGAUGCCCCACAAAACAUGAUAGGAGAGGCAAGAAAGCACUGGGACAUUAAUUUUGGAUUUGGGAUCAACGUAGAGUUGGAUAAGGGUCGAUUGCAUCCAAAGCUUCGGCUGAAGGCAAGGCACGUGGCGUUGCAUCUUCUUCCUGUACCAGAAAUUGAGCUGCGAGGAAAAUGGCCUCUAGGGGGUACCAGACUAGCAAUAAAUGCGAAGUAUAGAAUACCUCUCGCAACGACUUUUGAGGAGAUUUGGAGUAGCACCGGUGCUAGGCUGAUGAUCAGCUUUUUUAAUCCGCUAGGAACUGGGGUGCAUUUGACACCUGGAGGUCUGGAGUUUGAUGAACAUUUAAUCAGGCUUGGAGAACAUACGAAGCUACGACUGGCAGCCUCUGUAGAUUUUCCUCGCAAGUUUCCUCUGGAAGAGGGUGAGCAGCCCGUUCGACUAAGAGUUCAUCGCCUGGGAUUGAAAACGUUGAUAAUGCCUACUACAAAAGAAAAUAACCCGCAGCUCGAUGGUUCACAUAAUGCUCAUGCCGUCUGAGGACCGCGUCGCCCAGUAGUAUGUGCCUGUCAUAGUCUGAAUACAAUAGACUCGCCGUUGUGAAUUUUAAGUGGACGGAUUGAAAUGAGACUCAGUUGUCCCUAUGAAAUAUUGUGUACAAAUCGAUCAGUCUCUUGACGCAGGUAGUUAUUCAUGAGUUGUCUCGGGAAGGACAAAGUUCUUCUUUUCGUCGCAUAUUCCUUGUGGUUAGUGUUACUUCCUCUUGUUUGCUGGCAGCAUCAACCAGGUGCAAUGUGCUAAGUGGUGAGUGGAGACCCUGAUGUUUUCCAUUUGAUAAUUGACUUGUACACUGUUGUAGGAAGAUAUGAGCUUGUAAUACAGUACUUCUUGAAGUAGGAACACUCGAAAUCCUGUUGUAAAUGAGGAAGAACAUAUUGGAGUAAAUUUUAAUCCAUCUCAGUUCGCCUU
Molecule: messenger RNA, 1842 nt
Organism: Marchantia polymorpha subsp. ruderalis
Lineage: Eukaryota; Viridiplantae; Streptophyta; Marchantiopsida; Marchantiales; Marchantiaceae
Source: the annotation of a GenBank genome assembly